ACCUUAGUACCCAGCUGUUCCUCACAAGCAACUAUAUGCAAUUUUGCCCUAGUUGCCUGUGGUUUGGGGAGGGGCUAGAGGAUACUGGUGAGGGGGAAGGGAAGGGAAGGGCUCUGUCUGUGCAGUAUGAAAUGAGGCUUCAUUUCUGCUAGAUGAAAACUGCCCCGUGUGUUUUUUUGCAGGUAGCAACACAACCACCACCACCUAUGCUCUGCAAGCCCAAUAUAGUCGGCUUCCCCAGAAUGCUCUGUGGUGGAAUCAUAUUUCAGGUUAUAUAUACUUCAGGCCUUUGGAGAAGGGUAGGCAUUUUUUAGGUCUUCCCCAGGAGAGCAACUUCCUCUUUAUUUUAUUUUUGCGGUGGGGGCAGAAUCUUACUAUGUAGACCAGGCUGGGCUCUGCCUGCCUCUGCCUCCCAAGUACUAGGAUUAAUAUUAAACUCAUGUGCCACCAUGCCUAGGAAAGAAUUUUAACAAGGCUACAUCCUGAGAACCUGUCUCACUAAAACAUACAUACAUACAUACAUACAUACAUACAUACAUACAAGAAAAUCAAAACAAAAACAAGUAACUCUAGCGUAGGGAUCAAGUGACUAUGGAUGCGAGUGACCCCUAUCCGCUCUGGCUCAGAGCGCCUCAAGCGAGUCAGGACUGCGCAUGCGCCGUGGGAGGAGCCAAAUUUUCGAACAGUCUUUCCCAUAGCAUAGAUGAGCUUUGGAAUGAAUUCAGAAGUGACUCUACCUAUAUGCAAUCCUCACUGCGCAUUGGAACCGUUGUGGUAGCUUGGGAAACGUCGAACCCGCCCAUGGGCAAGGGGCGGAAUUUCCGGUGUGGCUCGCAUUGGGAAAGCAGAACUUCCGGUGGCGGGUGGGUUGCCGGCUGCUGAGCAAGCUCCACUGUGAUUCUGUUCCCCUUCACAGCAUCCGAGGAUGUCACAGCUUGGAUCCCGGGGCCGCCUGUGGCUGCAGAGCCCCACCGGUGGGCCGCCCCCUAUAUUCCUGCCGUCGGAUGGCCAAGCCCUGGUCCUCGGUCGGGGACCCCUGACCCAAGUGACGGACCGGAAGUGCUCCCGAAACCAAGCUGGGUGUUAACCCGUCAACUGUUGGGGUCCAGGAGUUGAAGCCAGGACUGUCUGGCUCUCUAAGCUUGGGGGAUGUCCUUUAUCUGGUUAAUGGCCUAUAUCCCCUGACCCUGCGUUGGGAAGAGCUCAGCACAUCAGGAUCCCAGCCAGAUGCUCCACCAGACACUCCUGGGGAUCCGGAGGAGGGAGAGGAUACUGAGCCUCAGAAAAAGCGAGUUCGGAAAUCCUCUCUUGGCUGGGAGAGCUUAAAGAAGUUACUGGUGUUCACAGCGUCUGGGGUGAAGCCCCAGGGCAAGGUGGCUGCCUUUGACCUAGAUGGGACCCUCAUCACCACCCGCUCUGGAAAGGUCUUCCCCACUAGCCCUAGUGACUGGAGGAUUCUGUACCCAGAGAUUCCAAAGAAGCUCCAGGAGCUGGCUGCUGAAGGCUACAAGUUGGUAAUCUUCACCAACCAAAUGGGCAUCGGGCGAGGCAAGCUGCCAGCAGAGGUGUUCAAGGGCAAGGUGGAAGCUGUAUUGGAGAAGUUAGGGGUCCCAUUUCAGGUGCUGGUGGCAACACAUGCAGGUCUAAACCGAAAGCCAGUGAGUGGCAUGUGGGACCAUCUGCAGGAGCAGGCCAACGAGGGCAUCCCCAUCUCGGUAGAGGACAGUGUCUUCGUGGGAGAUGCAGCAGGGCGCCUAGCCAACUGGGCACCGGGGAGGAAAAAAAAGGAUUUCUCUUGUGCAGACCGCCUGUUCGCCCUUAACGUCGGCCUGCCCUUUGCCACUCCGGAAGAGUUUUUCCUUAAGUGGCCGGCUGCCCGCUUUGAGCUUCCAGCUUUCGACCCGAGGACUAUCUCCAGUGCUGGGCCCCUCUACCUUCCAGAGUCCAGCUCUCUCCUGAGCCCCAACCCAGAGGUGGUGGUCGCAGUAGGAUUCCCUGGGGCCGGCAAGUCCACUUUCAUCCAGGAGCACCUAGUGUCAGCUGGCUACGUCCAUGUGAACAGGGACACGCUGGGCUCGUGGCAGCGCUGUGUGAGCUCAUGCCAGGCGGCACUGAGGCAGGGGAAGCGAGUCGUGAUUGACAACACCAACCCAGAUGUCCCAAGUCGGGCCAGGUACAUCCAAUGUGCCAAAGAUGCAGGUGUGCCCUGCCGCUGUUUCAACUUCUGUGCUACAAUAGAGCAGGCACGCCACAACAACAGGUUUCGUGAGAUGACCGACCCUUCGCAUGCACCUGUGUCGGACAUGGUCAUGUUUAGCUACAGGUUCGGGGGUUCUGGGGUUCUGGAGGGGGUGGGGGAGGUGGGGUACAGAGCCUCACACCCCCAUCCCGCAGGAAGCAGUUUGAGCCGCCCACACUGGCUGAAGGCUUCCUGGAGAUCCUUGAGAUUCCAUUCCGGUUACAGGAGCAUCUGGACCCGGCACUGCAGCGACUGUACCGCCAGUUUUCCGAGGGCUGAGCCCUCAAUAAACACUGGUGCCACUCUGUGCACAGCCAUCUUGCUGGGGUUGUGGGAGGCAAAACAGGUGCCACGGCAUCCUGCAUUGAGCUUGGGCUUCCAAGUGGGCUCUUGUGUAUCUGGCAUACUUGGCCUGGGGGCUUGAGCAGCCACAGCCAUUUUGUGGUGUGACUCACCAGCCAGCACCAGGUUUCAGAACCCAGUUGUGGGACACUGGACCCGAGACUGGAGUCUGGGGAUGUUAAAUUUGACCAGGUACAGGAAGAUUAUAAUAAUGUGUCAAAGAAAGGCUGUCAUGUGGGUAACUAGCCUGAUGAGCCUGCUUUUCCGUCUACUUAGAGAUGGUCUAACAUCACACAUCCCCCGAACUUCAAGACUUAGCAGCUGUGUUGGGGGUCAACCCACACUGUGUAACUUAACGACACAAGCAGGGAGGGACAGCAAGUGGGUUAAAAGGCUUUAUUAGGGAAACAUACAGGGGCAAGGACCAUCCUUGGGAGACCUCAGGACGCUGUCCUCCAGGUUGCUGGGCAGGUACAGUCGCCAGGAGCCCCUGCUCAGAAGCAGCUGACCUGGGAGGCAGGAGGAGGGGUGGCUUCUACUAGUGAAACUGCACCCUACUCCCCAGUAUUAAGCUGUGGCCCUGGCACCCAUUCCUCCCCAGGGAUAUUGGUAGCAGGAGGCAGUGACGCAUGCAGCAGGUCUCUCUCAGGCCAGGGCCACCCUGCUGCUUCCCACGGACACAGUGCUGCUCACCAGUCUCCACUGGGGCCUCGUCUGGGACUGUGGCCCGCCCAGCCCAGGCAUCCUCUAGCCACCCAUCUGCAGAGGAAGAAGCCAGGGGAGGUUUCAGAAGUGAGCACCCAGAGGCAGGGCCCAGCGAGGGAGGGACGAUGGCGGAGCCGGCCUCACCCCUCGCUGCUGCUGCUCCUGCUCCAGGCUUCGCUGCAGGACCUGCUGCUGGUUGGCGAUGACGCGACGGAUGCCGUUGACAAAGUUGCUCUGGUCGUGCGGGAUGAGGCCGAUGAAGAUCUUCUUCUCCGAGGAGUACAGGAGCAUGAGCACACGCACCUCACACGAUGCCUUGUAGGAGAAGUGCACGCAGCCCGCCUAACAGCAGGCCCGAGUCAGGAUACUCACUCACCCUCGGCCACAAGCCGGCCAGCCCAUCUGCGGACAGCUGGACCCCAGGCAGCUGGCCCCGAGGUCCACAGCAUCCCAGCUCGGGCUGCCGGGCACAGAGCCCCACCCUGGACAAGCCUCAUUUCCUUACACUGGAGACAAGACCCACAAGGCUCAGACCCUUGCAGUUUAACCGUCACUAACCAUGGGCUCCCCAAGGUCCUGAGGUGCCUCACUACCUCCAGCUCUGGGUUCACCUACUGACAGGGAAACUGAAGCCCCAGAGCUGGUGGAUCUAGAUCUUGGGGGCUCCAGGCCUCCUAAGUUCCCUGGGAAUUCUGGGCCAAGCUGAACUGUGCGUCGGUUAGUAGUCUGCCUCUCGGGCAGGGCCCUCUCCACUGGGGCCUAUCUGGUACAGCAAGUGUCUCCAAGGACUGACAAGCCCGCUGCCUCAGUUCUCCAGUGGAGGCCAUACUCCGGGCAUGAGGACCGGGUGGGAUGGUGCAUGCAAACACACAGGAGGCCCUGGGGUAUAAGGGUACAGGACAUCCUAGCUGCAUAGGUGUGGCAGAGGCCCCACCACAGCUUCCACAAGCAGCUGCAUUAGUCUGUCUCCUUGGCUGCUGCCCUCCACUCACGAAGCCAUUGUCCAUGAUCCGGCAAAGGCUCUUCAGAGUCUCCAUGUCCUUAGUGAAGUGGAACUGUACCAGGCGUGAAUUCCGGAACAGUGGCACGAGGGUGGUCUGGGGGAAGGCCAAGGGCUUCUUUAUGGAACCCUAGCUUGCUGGGGAAGCCAGGCAGCCCUCUGCACCAGCCCACCACAGGGUCUUUGGCCCACCCCCAGCCUGGCAUCCCCUGACCCCUCACCAGCAACUGCUGCGGAAUGAGCUGCAUGAAGAGCCUCCGAGGCCACUGGUCUGUUCUCCUGCCACACAAGACAGCAGGCAUCAGUCAGCAGUCCUCCCCCAGGGGGCCGGCACUGCCAAUGCGCCCACCCGGCGGCACCCCGGCACUCACAGGAUCUCCCCUUGGUUCACAUAGACGUGGGAUGGCAGCCACCUCUUGGACCGGCUGUUGGGCUCAGGCCUGGGCUUUGGGGCAGAGCGAGAAGGCACUUCAGGGGAGGGCAGCUUAGGGCCAACAGCCCACACAGCCCCCGGCAGCUCACCUCCUGCCACUCCAUGACACCACUCCAUGCCAAGAAUUUGUUGUUGACAAUCUGAACAGGUCCAGAGUGUACACCCCCGGGGCCCACGGCCUAUGGACAGGAAACCACCAUGCGGUCAGCAGCUUUCACUCACAAUUCCCCACUAGCCAGCUGCAGCCAUGACUUCAAACCCCACCUUCCCUGCCUGCAUUCUGUGCUCUCAAGUGGCCCGAGACAAGUCCCAUCCCCCAGGUGGUACAGAGGACCACAGCUGCCUAAGCAAGUAACAGGUUUCUAAGAAAGAUGUCAUCAACACUGUGACCCUCCAGAGACUCUGGGCCUCUUGCCAAACCUGCCACCCCACUCCUGCCCUGCCUCUACACCCAGGCCCCACCCUCUAGUUCUGCCCCUCUGAAGCCUAUAAAGCUAUGUUUCCCUCGAGCCCA
This is a messenger RNA of Mus musculus (house mouse), 5233 nucleotides long. It is a transcript of the gene Pnkp, whose product is annotated as polynucleotide kinase 3'- phosphatase. The record is from RefSeq and is a predicted model, not a curated record. Bases 1533 to 2663 code for a protein of 376 amino acids. NCBI's taxonomy places the organism in Eukaryota, Metazoa, Chordata, Mammalia, Rodentia, Muridae. Gene Ontology annotation, cellular component: nucleus; site of double-strand break. Gene Ontology annotation, biological process: DNA damage response; DNA repair. The transcript has 14 exons. Gene Ontology annotation, molecular function: polynucleotide 3'-phosphatase activity; ATP-dependent polynucleotide 5'-hydroxyl-kinase activity; ATP-dependent polydeoxyribonucleotide 5'-hydroxyl-kinase activity.